AUGUCUUCUGAUCAAGCUGCUACGGAAUAUAAUCAGCUACAAGGCGAGCUGGAACAGCUAAUUGUCGCCAGACAAAAGCUUGAAAUACAACUGCAGGAAAAUAAAAUUGUUAAUAAGGAACUGGACGCAUUGAAGGACGAAUCAAAGAUCUAUAAGCUCACUGGUGGCGUGCUACUUCCUGUAGAACAGGAUGAAGCGCGCUCGAAUGUUACCAAGAGACUAGAAUUCAUUGAAGCUGAGAUCAAGCGCUGCGAAGACAACAUCAGAAAUAAGCAGGAGAACGUUGAAAAGGCGAAGAACGACCUCUUGAAAACCAUGCCAAAAGCCUGA
This is a messenger RNA of Eremothecium sinecaudum, 330 nucleotides long. RefSeq names its product tubulin-binding prefolding complex subunit YKE2 (gene YKE2). NCBI's taxonomy places the organism in Eukaryota, Fungi, Ascomycota, Saccharomycetes, Saccharomycetales, Saccharomycetaceae. The transcript has a single exon. Gene Ontology annotation, biological process: chaperone-mediated protein complex assembly; protein folding. Gene Ontology annotation, molecular function: protein-folding chaperone binding. The coding region runs from base 1 to 330 and encodes 109 amino acids. Gene Ontology annotation, cellular component: cytoplasm; prefoldin complex. The record is from RefSeq and is a predicted model, not a curated record.